Puccinia graminis f. sp. tritici CRL 75-36-700-3 is the source of this 489-nucleotide messenger RNA. RefSeq lists its product as uncharacterized. Lineage: Eukaryota; Fungi; Basidiomycota; Pucciniomycetes; Pucciniales; Pucciniaceae. The transcript has 2 exons. Bases 1 to 489 code for a protein of 162 amino acids. The record is from RefSeq and is a predicted model, not a curated record.
AUGGCCUCAGGGUAUCCGUUGCGGAUACCCGUUAUUUGCUGGCAGAUACCCGCCAGGCCCAGCGGAUACCCGCCAGAGGAUUUGGAUUUGGGUGUGGAUGCCCCAUUCUCCUUGGAAUCCUGGCGGGUAUACGGGUAUCUCCAUGGAUACCCGUCAGAGGGACCCAGCCUUGAGACCUUGUACAGUCUCGAGGCCAAGAGGAACCCCUCUCGGCCAAGACUGUACCGUCUCAAGGUCGACGAGGCACAACCUUGUCGACCAGAAGGUCUUCCUUCCAGCCGAGAGAAAUCAACCAAUACGGCUUCAGAAAUGGACUCUACGGACAAUUUCAGCCUAGGUCACCACUGGACGCAUCCUUGGAACACUCAUGGAUUGGAAGUUACACCUCUACGGACACAUAUCACAAAGCCAAUACCCGGUCAAGCACAUGUCACAAUCCUCAAAUCACCUCUCAGUUAUGCUUAUAAGCAGCUCACGGUAUACACAUAA